CUCCAGUCAGUCUGAGACAGAGGCCAGAGAAGAAGCUCGAGGACAUGUUGUGUAUUCUGCAUCAUUUUCCCGCACUGACAAGAGAUGUGUGACUCCACUGAGCGCCGUCAUGGGCAAAAGGGCCCCCGGGGCCACUUCAGUGUCACGUAGCCGAGGACACAACCUCUGGUGUCCAGAUGAGCAGGGAAGGCGGUGAUGGACUCCACCCGGACGCACAGUUGUGAAACACUAUGAAGGCAAACGGUGCAGCAUCUGAGGGUCUCUGGGCGCCGCAGUAAGAGCCAUGGAUCACUUAUUCCGGAGGAAGCGGGUCGGUCUGCUGAAACCCCUCCUGAGCCUGUCUCUGGUCUUUGCCUCUUUUCUAAUGAUCCACAAGCUGAAACUGGCAGAGAAGGACGGAGUGGGAGCUAAACACAUAAGGGAUGCUGGUUGGUGUGGCUCUGAGUGUUUUUCAUUCAAGAAGGGAGCCGUGAAACCUAGUUUGGGGAGCUCGGGCUCUCCAGUGCUUAGCAACGAAUUGGAUGCGCAGCGGGUCUCUAACGGGACUCCGGCUUCCUGGGACGCGCAGGUUCUCAACUGCAGCGAGGACGCGUCGGUGAGGACGCAGGACUGGUUCCGGCGCUUGGACCCGAGAUUUCACCAGUUUGUUCUGCACAGACACUGUAGGUACUUCCCCAUGCUCAUCAACCAUCCGGAGAAGUGCGCGGAUGGAGAGGUGCACCUCCUCAUGGUGGUCAAAUCCGUUAUCGAGCAGCACGACAGGCGGGAAGCGGUGCGUAAAACCUGGGGCAAGGAGCACACGGUGGAUGGGAAGAAAAUAAGAACUUUAUUUCUUUUGGGGAGCCCGACGACUGGCAAAGACACUAAAAACCUCCAGAAACUGAUAGAGUACGAGGACAGGAUCUAUGGGGACAUCCUCCAGUGGGACUUUAUGGACACCUUCUUCAACCUGACCCUGAAAGAGGUCAACUUCCUCAAGUGGUUCGACAUCUACUGCCCUGGUGUCCAGUUCAUAUUCAAAGGAGAUGAUGAUGUGUUUGUGAACACGCACAACCUGUUGCAGCUCAUAGACUUCAGACUGGAGGAGCGCAAAUACGCAGAGCUGUUCGUAGGGGACACCAUCUCCAAGGCGAUCCCCAUCCGAAACAGGCAGAGCAAAUAUUACAUCCCCAAAGAGCUGUACGAUAAGCCAUAUCCCCCGUAUGUCGGAGGAGGUGGGUUUCUGAUGUCCUCCCAGCUGGCCAGGAGGCUCUUCGUGGUCUCGGAGGACCUGGAGUUGUACCCGAUCGACGAUGUGUUUUUGGGGAUGUGCCUGCAGAAGCUUCACUCGGCUCCGGAGAUGCACCCGGGCUUCAGGACCUUCGGCAUCACCAGACGCAGGGUGAGCCCCAUGAACAGCGAGCCAUGCUUUUACAAAAACCUCAUCGUGGUGCACAAACUGAGCGCGCAGGAGCUGCUCAGGAUGUGGAGCGUGGUGCACAACGAGGACCUGAUCUGCGCUCAGAGGGUCUCCAUGUGAUUGUAUAUAAACUAAAUUAAUUCACCCAAGCUGAACUGAAUACAAAGAACACUUGUGUUUUAAUUGAUCAUAUAUGAUGAUCCUUACUGAAUCUGCUCAAGAUUUUCUGUAUGUCAAAUUCAAAAGGUUACAAAGUUUCCCUCUUCACUGCUCCUGCUACUUUAAGUUUCCAUUUUGUAAAACCACUACCACACAAGCAUCCCAGGAAGAUUUCUAAUUUUUGGUGCCAUUUCAGGUUGUGCUUUCAUCACUCUGUCACCCGAAUCUGAGAUCUAAUGUUGAUGUAGACACAUGGUUGUAAUGGUUUUAGUGCGUGUUUGUGCAGGCACAAAUAAGACUGGACUUUUUACACCUUGGUGUCUCUCUGAAACAGCUGAUUUGAUUGUCUAUUUCUGAUUUCAGGGUUCCAGUGUGACUGUCACAGUGAGCUAUAUGGACUCAGAGCACAUAACAUGAAACAAACAACUGCAUUCAUUCAGUGAUUAUUUUGUAGGGUGCUGAAAUUGUAACAAAAUUAAAUGAUUGGUUGUCAGUUAAUAUGUUGUUUUCAAGUGUCAUUUCAUGUGUAUGGUUUGCAGAAGCGGGCCAAACAAACCAAAGACACUAGAGGGAUGUAAUACUGUAGAUUCAUGUCUGAUAAUGUCAAUAAAACUGGAGCUUGUUGUCAACUUUGUAAAUACAGAAAAUUAUUGGGAGAGAUAUGGAAAACACUGACCAUCUCAAGUUCUGCUGUCAACUGUGUAUGUUACAGUAUGUGAGUUCGUGUGAUUGCUACACAGAAGGCUAUACAAAGCUGCUAAGCCCCAGGGAAUCUUAACUCUUAAACAGUAUCAGAAACCACAUCUGCAAACCUCAGCUCAAUGUAGCUUUAUUUAUUAAACAAAUACAGAUACUUCGGCAGAAAAAAUAGCCAUUUAAUGACAGAAUUUAUAUUCAGAAAAUACUGACUACUAUGCACAUAAAAAACACCAAAAAUAUCCACUGUUGCAACAUUUCUCCAUACAGAAGCAUGUUAAAGCCAACGUGAUGAAUUGGGAAGUUAAAACCAAAUAUACUCUCAUAUACAUCAUCUAUAUUUAAGCUGUUUUGUCCACUAAUAUAACAGUUAAUGUUGUAAUGCACAUUGAUAUUAAUUUACCCUGCUAAACUGUUUUCAUGGAUGUUUUUGUUUUACUUGUUCUUGGCUGUGAAUGAAUCAAAGAUAUAUUACAAUCAACAUCGUCAUAACACUGUGCAGUACAACAGAAGUAGUGAAAUUAUAGCAUUAACUAUAAAUCUUGCAAAUUAUUGAGGGAGUUCUUAACAUUUUUGUGGUUGUGAUUGUGGUAAAAAACAGUCUGAAGUGCUUCAAACUGUCUGUUGGGG
This is a messenger RNA of Epinephelus moara (kelp grouper), 2884 nucleotides long. It is a transcript of the gene b3gnt7l, whose product is annotated as UDP-GlcNAc:betaGal beta-1,3-N-acetylglucosaminyltransferase 7, like. Bases 284 to 1519 code for a protein of 411 amino acids. The transcript has a single exon. The record is from RefSeq and is a predicted model, not a curated record. NCBI's taxonomy places the organism in Eukaryota, Metazoa, Chordata, Actinopteri, Perciformes, Serranidae. Gene Ontology annotation, molecular function: hexosyltransferase activity. Gene Ontology annotation, cellular component: membrane.